This is a messenger RNA of Danio rerio (zebrafish), 1749 nucleotides long. The record is from RefSeq and is a predicted model, not a curated record. Lineage: Eukaryota; Metazoa; Chordata; Actinopteri; Cypriniformes; Danionidae.
AUGUGUUUUAGCCAAUCACCUCCUCAUUAUCAUGUGACUGCUGCUGAGAUCCUCCAAGAGACCCUCGCUGUCCGUGCUCUGUUCACAGUGCCCAGACAGAGGUUGGAUCUGCUGCCGUUUUACGCCCGUCUGGUGGCCACUCUUCACCCGUGUAUGUCUGACGUGGCUGAAGACCUCUGCUCCAUGCUCAAAGGAGACUUCAGAUUUCAUAUCAGAAAGAAGGACCAAAUCAACAUUGAGACCAAGAAUAAGACGGUGAGGUUCAUCGGAGAGUUGGCCAAGUUUAAGAUGUUCUCCAAAACAGACACGCUGCACUGCCUGAAGGUGAUGCUGUCUGAUUUCUCUCAUCAUCAUAUCGAGAUGGCCUGCACGCUGCUGGAGACGUGUGGACGUUUCCUCUUCCGCUCUCCAGAUUCUCACCUGCGCACGAGUGUCCUGCUGGAGCAGAUGAUGCGCAAGAAGCAGGCUCAGCAUCUGGAUGUGCGCUACGUGACCAUGGUGGAAAACGCCUAUUACUACUGCAACCCUCCGCCGAUGGAGAAGACGGUGCGCAGGAAGAGGCCUCCGCUGCAGGAGUACAUCCGAAAACUGCUCUAUAAAGACCUGUCCAAAGUCACCACUGAGAAGGUUUUGAGGCAGAUGCGUAAGCUGCCGUGGCAUGACAGUGAGGUGAAGGGUUACCUGAUCUGCUGUAUGGUCAACAUCUGGAACGUGAAGUAUAACAGCACAUGUGUGGCAAACCUGCUGGCAGGACUGGUGGCGUAUCAGGAGGACGUGGGCAUUCAUGUGGUGGACGGAGUGCUGGAGGAUAUUCGCCUCGGCAUGGAGGUGAAUCAGCCCAAGUUUAACCAGCGGCGGAUCAGCAGUGCUAAGUUUCUGGGUGAGCUGUAUAACUAUCGAAUGGUGGAGUCUGCUGUCAUCUUCAGGACUCUGUUCUCCUUCAUCUCGUUCGGGGUGAACACGGACGGUACUGCCAGUCCUCUGGAUCCGCCGGAGCAUCUGUUUCGCAUCCGCAUGGUCUGCACACUUCUGGAUACCUGUGGACAGUACUUCGACCGCGGCUCCAGCAAGAAGAAGCUCGACUGCUUCCUCAUUUACUUCCAGAGGUACAUCUGGUGGAAGAAGAGUCUGGACGUGUGGACUAAAGAUCAGCCGUUCCCUAUUGACAUCGAGUACAUGAUCACAGACACACUGGAGAUGCUGAGACCCAAGAUGAAGCUCUGCUCACUCUGGAGGAGGCCUGCGCUCACGUCAGCCUGCUGGAGAGAGAGUUCCUUGUCAAACUGGAAAAGAGGACUGGAGAAGGACGGCCGCUCCUCCAGCUCUUUGGGCGAGAGUGAAGCUCUGGAUGAAGAGGAUGAUGAUGAUGAAGAUGAAGGAGGAGCGGAGACGGAGGAGCAGUCCGGGAACGAGAGCGAGAUGAAUGAACCCGAGGAGGAGGUGAACAUCAUCACUGAGGGCUCAGAGAAUGAGGAAGAGGAGCGUGAGGAGGAAGAGGAGAACACAGACUAUCUGACCGACUCCAACAAGGAGAACGAGACGGACGAGGAGAACAACCUGCCCUUCAUCUUCAUCAGCAGCCCCUCCUCUUCUUCAUCAGCAGCUCCUCCCCUUCAUCAGCUGCCUCUCCACCUCAUCAGUAUCCCCUCCUCUUCAUCAGCAGCCCCUCCUCUUCAUCAACUGCCCCUCUUUAUCAGCAGCCCCUCUUCAUCCUUUCACCAGCAGCUCUUUUUCUUCAUCACCUCAUAA